AUGUUCGCAAAAAGAAAUCUUGUUGAUAUAAAAAAGUCGACUGCUAAGCUACAAGACCCCAAAAAAGAUGUUGCAACUAGAGUGAAACAUUUAAAAAUUAUAUUGGAAAAUGUAGACUCUUCAGAGGCGAAGGGUUUUUUUGAAGCUAAUUUCAGUCAUAUUUAUAACAUACUAUAUGAAAGCUUUGUCCAAACUGAAACAAAUUUAAGGCAAAGAGAGCUGUCUUUUCAUCUAGUGCACAAGGCUCAUAAAGAAGAGUUGGAAGGUACUCUGUGGAUCUUGGAACAAGUAUUGUGCCUUUUGCCUGAGCUUAUAUACAGAAGAUGGCAACUACAUUCUUUAAGCAGACUUUUGGCGAAAUUGCUCCAUUUUGGCAAUUCGAUCAAAUUGAGGAGGCAAGGCAUAAGAUUCUUUUUAAUGUGGUAUCAAGCUUUGAACGAAAAUGCACCAGAAUACGUUCACAAUAUGUUUGGGGCUCUGGUGCCAGGGUUUGGAAAUCAAAAUGUUUUUCAGUCGCAAAACUGCGGAAGCGUUUUUCACGAUACCAGCUCCCAAUUUCCUGUAACAGCGACUGAAUUGUUACCAAUUUUACCUCCAUCAAGUGGUGAAAAAGCGCCCGAUAAUUCCAGCAAAUUUUAUUUGGAGGCACUGUUGGAGUAUAUGGUUCACACUGUUGUGAAGUUAGAAUGGCAAGACAAGAGUGCACAUCAUCACAGAUGUUUCAGUUUUUUGUUGGAAAAAUUCAAAUUGUACUAUGUAACUAAGAUCUGUCCAAAUUUUUGUAAAGAUACAUCUCUGUAUUCACCAAAUUUAGACCUCCCCUUGUUUAGAAGACCAGAAAGUGAAAAUGAAUUUGUACAUUGUAGAGUGAGUUUAAUAUUGUGGACUAUAAACUACAUGCACCAAGCAAAAAAGGGGCACGAUAAUAGGGACAGUACAGGUCCACCUUCUAUAGCUUCCAUCCAAAAUAUUCAUUCGCCCUCUCAAUAUUCCCAACAUUCACAUGGGUCACAUGAAGAAGAUUCACAACAUGAUUCAUCUCAUCCUAGCUUGGAUUCAACUCUUUCAAUUCAAACCAGAACAACAUCUGAUGAGGAACUAGCUCCGCAAAUAGUCCGUGAAGUUUUAUAUAGUAGCAGAGAUAACGUUAAUUUUAUUCAUGAAUUGUAUCGGCAAGCUUUUCUUCUAAAUUUUACACACGUAGUAGCCAUAAGAAAGAUUAUCGGACUUUACAAAGAUCUUAUCCAAGGAAACGUCAUUGAAAUACCACCCUAUGCUCUUGAUUUGCCCGAUGAAAUGCCAAGAAAUGAAGAAAAUGCUGAGGGCGAGAACAAGCCACCUCCUAGAUUAAGGAAUGAUUCGUAUUUGGGAGCUAUACAUAAAGAAAAUUUGUUGAUAAGAGCAGGAACUCAGAAUUUGUAUCAGAUUUUUAUGACUCAUGCUGCCAACGUUUUCCUUAUCGAAAUCAAUUCUCAUGUACCAAGAAUGCUUGAAGAACAAACAGACGCUUGUAAAAGAGUGUUAAAUAUAUAUCGGUACAUGGUAAUGAAUACCAGAAUGGACAGUAACACAUGGGAACAACUUUUGCUGGUUCUCCUCCAAAUAACAUCCCUUGUACUCGGAGAAAACCCGCCAAAGAAAAAAGGGUCUACUCUUGGUGGAAAAUUGGCUCCUGCAAUAUUUCAAACAUUGAUUGUUACUUGGAUUAAAGCUAACUUAAAUGUGUUGAUAAGUAGAGAAUUGUGGGACAGAUUUUUGCAUGUAUUAACCACGUUGACCGUUUGGGAGGAAUUAAUUAAAGAAUGGGCAAAAACUAUGGAAACUCUAACAAGAGUCCUAGCUCGCCACGUUUACAACCUCGAUCUGACAAAUCUUCCUCUAGAUAGACUAAAUGAAUGCAGAUCUAAAAGAUCUAGAAGACUUACUAGUAGACCAGAACAUAGUACUCCUAGCAGCAUAGGAGAAACUGUACAUCAAAAUGUUUCUAGACAGGAUUCCACUUUGCCAGAUGGUCAUCUACUGUUAAAAAGAGCUCGAACAACAUUAACCAGGAGUUACAGUGACAACGAUCUAACUGUAAAAAGAAGAUCUGUGCGGAUUAAACAAAGAAAUGCUAAUAGAAGACGGUCAAAAUCUCUUGAAAACAUUUGCCCUAUAGACACGGAAUCCACUGACCGUACUCGCUCACCUAGUCCAGCACCCUCUAGCGGAAUAGAGAGCAAUUCUAUUAAAGAUUCUCCUAUUCAGUUAGAUAUGCUCUCUGUGGACCACCACAUUUCUGAACCAUCAGGAGAAAAUAGGGGAGUAAUUUGCGGUGGUUCUGUAAGGGGAUGGCUGCCAGAUGUAGCUGUCAUCCUGUGGAAGAGAAUGUUAGGUGCGUUGGGUGACGUUAACCAAAUCUCAGAUCCAAAACUACAUUCUCAAGUAUUCGAAUAUUUAGUUAAGCUUACAGAAACUUUAAUCAAAAUCAGUCGAAAUCAGGGUGUAUCUUACGAUAACAUGAGUACUCCACAACCUCCUGAAUUAAUUCCACCACUAACUUUGAUUCUUCCUUGGUGUUUUGGAGCUUUGAUACUUCCCGGAACUUAUGAAGCUGGUAAACUGAAUGCCUUAAGGCUUAUCUGUACUAUAACUGUAAACUGUGAUAGCAAGCAUCUGACCUAUUUACCAGAGGUCUACAGGUUUUUACAUAUAGCUUUAACUGGUAGUUCAAAGCUGGUAAUAAAUACUUGUCUAAAAUACCUUGGACCUCGUUUCUUCUCUCUUCAACUACCCGGAUCUUCACUUUUAUUACUGGAUUUCAUCCAUGCUUGUAAUGUAACUUUAAACAGUACCGAAAAAUUGGAAUUGGCACCGAGAACCGAAGCAAUGUCACUUUUGGCAAACUUGCUCGGUCAGACUGAAAAUUUGAAUUCCAUUUCUGUACUACAACCUGAUUCGGAAAUGCGGAUCAUAACUUGUCCCGAUGUAAAGGAACAUAUUGUUAGUAUUUUGUUACGUGCUGGUAGGAGAGAACCAAAGGGCAAAGCUAGGUGUAUAGCUUUGUCAGCUCUUGGAAUUUUUGUUUAUAGAGAAUUGGACAAUCAAACUUUCCAUUCAAAAGUAACUGAUGCGAUUAAUGUUAUACUUCUGGCAUUGAAGUUUAAUAACAAGAUAAUAGUCCAAUUAGCCAGCAACAUACUGUUUCUACUCUGCGACCACGCACCAUUAUUAUGGUCUCAGUAUCCACGAUUGGGCAAUGCAGUUAUUUCCACAUUGUGUUCUGCACUUUUUUUACACACUCCACUAGGAUCCACAGCAGGUGAAAGCGAUAAAGCACUGGGAACAGCUUUAUUGUUUUGUUUGGGAGAGUGGUGCAUGAAAUUGGGACCGCAGAAACUAUUGGAGGUGUGUGAAUAUGGAGAAACCAGAGGAAUGUGCCUUUUACUUCAAGUUUUCACGGUUUUGCAUAAGAUAAUGCUAGGCAAGGCGUCCUUAGAACAUCCUGGAGGUUUAACGCAACCUAGCAUGAACGACGAUUUUGAUCCAAAUAUUCUUUCCGAUGAUUUUGAACUAUCUGCAAAUUUAUCGACUUCCAAAAAUAAUCAAUGUCAAGAUGCCAUCAAACUAUGCGCAAGAACAAUAUUGACCCAUCUAGUCACCCAUUUGGGACAUUUCCCAAUGGCUAUAGGUGCAACUAGGCUAAGUUCAUUGGUGUCAGAACACGAUGAUGUGCCUAACCUCAGUUCUGACGAUUUGUCGACCAGUAUCUUUUCUGCCUCGAAUAUCCAACUAUUUAUUCUCUCUAAAGAUAUAAUAUCAAGCUUGGUGGAACUCCCAGCUUUGGAACUACCAGGAGGUGGGGUAACGGCCGGAUUGUCAACUGCUGACAAGCAGGUACGAGUUCUCUUAAGAGAUCUCUCCGGGAAAUCAAGUUGGGAUGCUUCAAUUCUCUAUAGAAAUCCAGAGAUAGUUACGAAACAUCCAGAAAUCGAAAUACAGAAAUACUCUACUAAUAAUGUAGAAAAUAUCAUUCAACCUGAGAGUUUGAUGGGAACAACACCUUUGGGAAACCUGCCGCAAAGGGCUUUUAGACAUAGACAGCCUAAUAUUUUACCUGAAGUAUCCAAUGCGGCCCCAGAUUUGGAUCAGCUGGAUGAUUUACUUCAAUACCUGGGUUAUACGAGUCCAGAAUGUCUGGAAAAUGUGAAUCAAAAAUUGAACGAACCUGCUGCUCCUCCCAUGUCUACGGAUCUAGAAAAUGAAGCGAUCGCGUCAGUUAUUAGCCAAAGAAACUUAGAAUUUGAAGAAAAUAGGCACUCGCAACUGGUAAACUCCAUGUUGGGACAACCUGUAGAUAGACCUAGCAGUAGGUCAGAGUCUAGUUACCCGUCUUUUGGAAGUGUAGCUUACCAACAGAGUAUUUCCAGUUCGACUGAGCAAAUUGCUUUCCAGCAUUGUCGGUUAUUUUUCUCACAGUUAGGAUUAGCUGGUUGGGAGAGAAGGCAACAAUUGCAUUUACUUGACAAGACUGAACGAUUAUUAAGAGAGUUAAGGAAUUUAGAUAACCAAAGUUGUCGGGAGACCCACAAGUUUGCUGUUAUAUACGUUGCUCCGGGUCAAGAAGAUAAAAAUUCAGUAUUAUCAAACCAAGGCGGAAGUGUGGCCUACGAGCAAUUUUUAGCGGCUUUAGCUUGGGAAAUAGAAUUAGAAGGACACACAGGGUUUUGUGGGGGUUUGCAAAAGCAGGGUUCCACUGGACUGACCGCCCCUUAUAUAGCGACUAGUUUUCUAGAAGCUAUAUUUCAUGUCGCCACCAGAAUGCCUGGUGACACUCCUGAGGCCGUACUUAAUAAGAUAAGACAUUUAGGAAAUGAUGAAGUUCACAUAGUGUGGUCGGAACACAGUAGAGAUUAUAGACGUGAUAUCAUUCCAACUGAAUUCUGUGAUAUUUUAAUAACCAUUUAUCCUUUAGGAGGAAAUUUGAAUAGAGUGACAAUUAAUUUAAAAGCAGACGUUCCACAAUUUGGAGUGUUAUUUAAUGAAGCUAUAAUAGAAACCUCUGUCUUAGCUGGUUUAGUUAGAGCUACUGCGAUAUGUGCAAGUCGCGCCAAAAGAAUGACAUACCAGUUUUAUCAGCAGUAUUAUGAAGAAAGAGCCAGGUCACUCGAAACAGUAGUAACGAAACAUAAAAAACAUACCACCUAUGAGGAAUUUAUAUCAAAGGUGUACACUCCCGUCCUAAGUCCUAGUUCAUUUAGUGGAAUUUCUACAACCAAUAAUAAUGAUGGUACUUCCAGCUCAACACUCGCAGCUGCCCUGUUGGAUUCGCAUGGACAUAUACCAAAAGGAUCUCAGAGGGCCGACCAAAAAUAUAGAGCUUCAGCCAAUGACGCCACUAGAACGGGCUGGUUCCAAAACACUGAAAACCAAAUCGUCGAAUCAAGCAUAUCCCCCAGACCCAUGAAGAGGAUUUCAACAAAUUUGAAACCCUCAAAAAAGUCCCUAAAGCGUGAAACUUCUGUAGAAUCUCCUCCUGAAAGUCCAUUACAAAUGACAAGGAGAAAAUAA
Molecule: messenger RNA, 5550 nt
Organism: Psylliodes chrysocephalus
Lineage: Eukaryota; Metazoa; Arthropoda; Insecta; Coleoptera; Chrysomelidae
Source: the annotation of a GenBank genome assembly